Mangifera indica (mango) is the source of this 2658-nucleotide messenger RNA. RefSeq names its product protease 2. Gene Ontology annotation, molecular function: serine-type endopeptidase activity. The record is from RefSeq and is a predicted model, not a curated record. Gene Ontology annotation, biological process: proteolysis. The transcript has 11 exons. NCBI's taxonomy places the organism in Eukaryota, Viridiplantae, Streptophyta, Magnoliopsida, Sapindales, Anacardiaceae. Bases 135 to 2501 code for a protein of 788 amino acids.
AGAUAUAGGAAGAAAGAAAUGAUUUUUCCUUACAGAGAAUACAAGAAUUGUUUCAUUUUCCCUUUUUUCUCUUUCACAUUCACAUUCCCAUUCCCGUCUCCUCCAAACCCUCGCUUUAUUGUUGUUCUACGACUAUGGCUCUUUCUUCCCGCUUAACCUCCAUAUUGCCCCUCUCGUUUCACUUAAUCCCCGCCAUAUCCUGUUCCAGAGCUGUACACACCUUCCCUUCAACCUCACAACCCCCUCCUCUCGCAAAGAAAGUUCCUUUCACACUCUCUGCUCCUGGACUCACUUGGCAGGACCCUUACUAUUGGAUGAGAAACACCAAUGAUCCUGAUUUUAUUGACUACCUCAACCAAGAAAAUUCUUAUGCUCAAGCUUUUAUGGCUGACACGGAAAACCUGCGCCGUACUCUCUUCUCUCAGAUGAAAAACAGAAUGCCCGCCAGAAUUUCAACUCCUCCUGAGCGUUGGGGACCUUGGUUGUACUACCAGUACAUACCAGAAGGGAAAGAAUACCCAGUUCUAUGUAGGAGCAUAGGGAACGAGGAAAGAGGUUGGAUGAAGACUAUUCUUCGCAAUGUGAGAGGACAAUUUGGAAAGGAGGAGAUUUUGCUUGAUUGGAAUGAAAUUGCUGAAAAAAUUGGUUAUGUUCAUGUGGGUACAUGUCGAGUUUCUCCGGACCACAAUUUUUUAGCAUACACACUUGAUACUUCUGGCUGUGAACAAUUCAUGCUACAAAUUAAGGACCUCAGAAAUGGAUGUAUGGUUCCAAGGUUACCAGUUGAUGGGGUUGUCAGCUUGGCAUGGGCUCAAGAUAGCAAGACUCUCUUUUAUACUAUCUCGGAUGAAAAUCAACGGCCUUCCAGGGUCCUCUGCACAAAGCUCAGUUCGGAUGGUACUGAUGAUAUCCCAGUUUUUUCAGAAAGGGAUUCCAACUUUUGUGUGGAUAUAACAAGCACCAAAGAUGGCAAGUUCAUAACUGUGAAUUCAAACUCAAGGACUUCUUCCGAGGAAGGUAUAUGUGAUAGAUGCAGCCGACCCAUUAGGUGGCUACAUAAAGUACAUAAGCGUGUUUCUGGAGUACAAUAUUUUUUGGAACAUCACUAUGGUUUAUUCUAUAUUCUCACAAAUGCUCCUCUAGGUGAAAAUGAGGGAUCGUUGGUUGGAAACUAUUACUUGACUACGUGCCAAGUUGAAGAAAUGCACUCAGCUAACUGGCAGAAUAUCAUUCUUCCAGGUGAAGAUAUCAGCUUACAAGAUAUGGACAUUUUUAAUGGACAUCUGGUGCUCUCUCUCAAUAAGAAAGGUGUCCCCAUGUUAUGUUCUAUCAGUUUACCAAUGAACUUUGAUUGCAAGCAUCAGAUGGAGCUUGAGAAUCUUAAUCCAUGGUUUUUUCCUCUGCCAUCAUACUCAUGUAGUGUGCUUCCUGGUUCAAACCAUGAUUUCAUGAGCUUUGUAUACCGUGCAGUGCUUUCAUCUCCUGUGAUGCCCGAUGUGAUUGUCGACUACGACAUGUUGAGACAAACAUUCUCAAUUGUUCAGCAAGAGGAAGUUAGGGGUGUUUCUGGUAAUGCUGGAUUCUUUUCUUCUGCACAUGAGCUAGACACCACAGAACUUAUCAACACACAUAACUACAAGGCUGAUAAUUACCAAAAUAUCGGAUUGCAGAAAUGGAAGACCUUUUCCAGUUCCUAUUGUUGUGAGACAAGGGAAGUUGUCUCCCAUGAUGGUGUUAAGGUUCCAUUGACCAUUUUGUUCUCAAAAAAAUCCUGGCAGAGGGAUCAGUGUCCUGGACUCUUACAAGCCUAUGGAGCAUAUGGAGAAGUUCUGGAUAAAAGUUGGUGUGCAGACCGCUUGAGUUUACUCGAUCGUGGUUGGGUGCUGGCAUUUGCUGAUGUUAGGGGUGGUGGUGGGGAUGAUUCUUCAUGGCACAAAUUUGGAAGUGGAUUAUAUAAAAGAAAUUCUAUUGAUGAUUUUAUAUUAUGUGGCAACUACUUGGUUAAUGAGGGCUUUGUUUGUCGAAAUAAACUUGGUGCCAUUGGAUAUAGUGCGGGAUGUAUACUCGUGGGGGCAGCAAUAAACAUGUUCCCAAAAUUGUUUCGUGCUGCCAUUUUGAAGGUUCCAUUUCUUGAUAUCUGCACCACAUUGUUGGACCCCAGCUUACCUCUUACCACGCUUGACUACGAAGAAUUUGGCAACCCUCAGAUACAAUCCCAAUUUGAGUACAUUCGAAGUUAUUCUCCUUAUGAUAAUAUUCCUUGUGGUGUUUGCUGUCCUUCAAUGCUAGUUACAUCGUCGUUUCAUGAUUCAAGAGUUGGAGUCUGGGAAGCUGCCAAAUGGGUAGCUAAAGUACGGGAAAUCACUUGUUCUGCUUGUUCUCGGUCAGUAAUUCUGAAGACAAAUAUGAAUGGAGGGCAUUUCGGAGAAGGCGGUCGGUAUAGUCAAUGUGAGGAAACGGCCUAUGAUUAUGCUUUUCUGAUGAAAGUUAUGGGGAGUUGAUAGCAAUGUCAAACAUGACAAACUUUUUGGGGGAACAGAGCUGAAAGUUAGACUCCCAAGAAAUUUUGAUGAUUUAUGGGUGCAUUUAAUACUUCAUUUAAGAUUGAAACCCCUAUAAUUAACCAGGUUAAUAACCCAAGAGAUUUUGAUGAUAGCA